Molecule: messenger RNA, 6169 nt
Organism: Hyalella azteca
Lineage: Eukaryota; Metazoa; Arthropoda; Malacostraca; Amphipoda; Hyalellidae
Gene: Tbc1d22
Product: TBC1 domain family member 22B
Exons: 12
Coding region: 162-1838 (558 amino acids)
Biological process (GO): activation of GTPase activity
Molecular function (GO): GTPase activator activity
Source: RefSeq, a predicted model, not a curated record
AAAAAUCCAUACAAGUUUUCAUAAACCAAAUGCAUGAAUGGAUUUUCUCCUAUUUAUAUUGAUCAAUACAUCAAAUUCUAGCUAAUUUAAAAUUUGCCUACUAUAGAAAAUAUUUUUGUUAAUUAGCCCUGAAUUUUAGUUCAACAGUUGUUUGGUACAAAAUGCAUUCAGUUGAUUCUAACAAUGGCAAAAACUUUUGGAAAAAAUCCAACAAACUUGUGCCUGGGAGAGCUGUUUAUGGAGCAAUGCAUCCUCCUUUAGCACAGCCUGGCAAGUCAAAGGUGAGCAGUCCUGAGAAGGAGCGCAGCAGCAGUACAGGCAUCUCCCGCAGCUCUGGCCAAACAUCCGACAGCUUCCGCAAUUAUUGGGAAAGUGUUAAUGAUGCCUGGGAGUGUGAGGAUGAUGAAUUUACCAGCCUUGCUGAUGGCAAAAUUUCCAGUCACGUGUCUGCUUGUGCUGCCUCACAAGUGAUAGAUCGUCAUCGCUCCGGACUUCUUCCUCCUCCCCUUGCAACCAAAUCUACAUCUGCUGCUGACAGUGUCUCCUCUGGCCACCAAGACUCGAGACAAGCGCCUAUUGUGUCCACUCAAAAAACCAGAUCUGUAUCUGAUGGCAGCAUCUACGGCCCCUUUAAUGAUGGCAUUCUUGACAAUAGAAAGCAUCUUCCUCAACCUGCAGGGUCUGCUAAAAGUUUGAGAGCUGGCAACGCUACUGUGAGUCCUACUUUGAGUCCUGCCCAUUUGAUGCUCCCCAGCAAUCAUCAUCAGCAUAACAACCUGAGAGAGAGGCUCACUCAUGACCCUGAUCGUGAGCGUGAGAGUGGCCGCCUGGACCGCUUCGAGGAGGUGUUGUAUGGCAGCCGCAGCGCUGAUGUCGCCGAGCUCCGCAAACUAUCUUGGUCUGGCAUCCCUCCUAAGCUUCGUGCCGACACCUGGCGUGCCCUCAACGGCUAUCUUCCUGCCAACUUUGAGCGGCGUCAGGAGGCGCUGGAGAGGAAGCGUAAGGAGUAUUGGAACUUCGUGAAGCAAUAUUACCACACUCGGCAUGAAGACCAGCACAGCGACACCUUCAGACAGAUCCACAUGGACAUCCCGCGUAUGGCGCCGCUGAUCAGCCUGCUGCAGCAGCCCGUCGUGCAGGAGAUGUUCGAGAGGAUCCUGUUCAUCUGGGCCAUCCGCCACCCCGCCUCGGGAUACGUGCAGGGCAUCAAUGAUCUCGUCAUCCCGUUCUUUGUGGUCUUCCUCAGCGACGUCAUCCCACCAGGCAAGGCGGUGGACACAUACGACGUGAGUUUAGUGUCAGGGUCGCUGUGUGAGGGCGUCGAGGCGGACAGCUUCUGGUGCUUGAGUCGCCUGCUCGACGGCAUACAAGACAACUACACAUUCGCACAGCCCGGCAUACAGACCAGAGUCACACAGCUGCGCGAGCUCGUGUCACGUAUUGAUGAAGGCCUGCACCGGCACCUGGAGCGCCAUGGCAUCGAUUACCUGCAGUUCUCCUUCCGUUGGUUCAACAACGUCCUCAUGAGAGAACUUCCUCUCAGCUGCACCGUCAGGCUGUGGGACACUCUGCAUGCGGAACAAGAAGGCUUCUCCCACUUCCUGCUGUACGUCGCGGCUGCCUUCCUCAGACACUUCUCCCCCAGACUCAUGCAGCAGCAGGACUUCCAGGGACUGAUGCUGCUACUGCAGAAUUUACCAACGAGCAACUGGACUGACAGUGAAAUAAGUCUUGUUGUGGCUGAGGCUUUCAAACUCAAGUACAUGUUUGCGGAUGCGCCCAAGCACUUACUUAACCAACAGCAAGCGCAGCAUUACCAGGCCGGCGGCCACAAGUGACCUUCUGAAGCUGCAAGCCUUGCACGCGGAUGAGCAAAUGCUGAGCGGCUGGAGCCAUGGUGUUUAUUGUUAAUGGCGGUCGUCCCGCGAAAAUACGUUUAAUGAAUAUGCAACAGAUUGCGAUGUUGAGCCAUCCUAACACUGAUCAGUGUUAAUUAUUGAGAGGAGCUAACUCUUAACGAGGGUGUUGGGUAAUGGUGACUGGACAAUGGCUAACACUGCGCCUUAGUCAAUAGACUGGGAAAAAGAAAGGUUUCCGAACUUCCUUCCCCACACUCAAGCGCUAUUUCUGAGUAUGUUGACCAUCUGGGUAUUGUAUUCGAUGUACGUAGUAUUUUUACAUUCACGCUGAACUUAAUUUAACAGUGAAAUAUUAAAUCAUAGGCAAAAUCUUCAGAGCCGCCAAUGGCAAGCUUGAUUUAAAAUUAUAUCUAGCGAUCUAGCGAGCUCAACUCUGCAAUAUCAGGAUAACGCCAAAUCCAUGGAGGAAUAUCAUGAAAUAAUUACAGGUAAUAGUGCGUGCGAGCAAUGUAGAGAUGAGCCUCGCUGUGCGUUAUAUUUAACACUCUUUACUUGAAAAAAACAUCGACUCUAGAUUUAAAUGCUGCCUACUUUUUUUCAAAGAAAAUGAACAAGUAAUCACUUCCCAUCGUUUGUGGACUUUGGUUUGUUCUACUGUUGUUUCCGAGCCACUGUGCAUGACGCAAGAGAUCUAACUUAUACCUAUAACAAAAUUCUGUGAGGUCCCCCGUGUUGUGGUUAAUUUCGGUUGCUGCCGUACGAUUCUCUUCCAAUUUUUUGUUAUACAUUGUAUUCACAAAAUGUUUGAUUAUUAGUGUUAAGUAUUCAAAGUUAAGUUAUGUGGAAGAUUCUUCUUGAGAUGAAUAUUGUUAAUAUAUUCGUGGUUUGUUUGCGGUUACUCGUCUGAUAUUCGUUAAGGUGUGAGCCAACUCACGUACGGUGUAAUGUACCAUAAAAUAUCUGUGAUGCCCUAGCAUUUGUGCCGUGACUCUGGAGCGCGCACUCCACGAGUGUACUCGGUGUACUCUGCUUCAGAUUUUAACGCAGUGUAAUAUUCAACUGUAUGCAUGAAUGCGAGCUUCAUUACAAACUGAUCUUUAUUUAAAGCUAUUAAUUUUUCGCUUCUGUCACGGUUGUGUUAGGAAGGAGCUAAUCCCCGACUGCGAUAUCGUGUAAAAAGCUCCACGCCUCUCGACUAGCGACAACAUGCAGAUCGCUAGCAAUUGUCUCUAACAUAGGAAAACUUACUAUGACAUCUUGACGCGACUUAGUGACUUUAAAUACUGAUAUUAUGCUCGUUUUGGGAAUAUAUUCUGUCGUAGUUGUUAGCUCGCUUAAGAGGCUUGCUGCUAGCUCUGCUCGCUUCUGGCCAGGGUGGCAUUGCGUUGCCAAUUCCAAACUAUUCUGAUUGAUGAUUGCGUCGUGUUUCAGUGAAUGUGAUGAGUGCAGGGAAUGAUGAUUGCGUCGUGUUUCAGUGAUUGUGAUGAGUGCAGUGAUUGAUGAUUGCGUCGUGUUUCAGUGAUUGUGAUGAGUGCAGUGAAUGAUGAUUGCGUCGUGUUUCAGUGAUUGUGAUGAGUGCAGUGAAUGACUAUUACGUUUGUAGUUUUAUGCUACUUAGAUGGUGCGCAAGUACCGGUGUAUGUGGUAAAUUUUCUAGAGUAUUAAAAUCAUCAUUUUGGUCCUAAUUUCUUGAUUCCAAACUAUUUCAUAGAAAAACAUUUUCAGGUUUUUCCACAAUUUUCCACUAAUGAUUCUUGAUUUAUUAGCUCGAUAGAUUUCUGUGCAGUUAUGGAUGUAAGGCUAAGUGUGUUAAUUUUUUGACAGCUUUGAGUGGGCAGCCUAACUCGCUAUCUAUUUUCUUUGAGAGGUCAGAGGUGAGGAGUGUAGGUACCCUGUGUACUAUUUGUGGCUGGUCAUGGGCUUCUGAACAAGCUUACUGGUGGGACUUAGGGAAUUGAAAUUGCCUAGCCACUCUUGGGCGCAAGCGUUGAUAAUCUCGAGUUGUUAUUCUGACAUCAGUCGUGCUUCUGACAUCAGUUGUACACGAAGUGAGCGAUCGCCUGUUAUGCACCAGCGCGUCUUCCCGCUGGGUUACCUACGUUCAUUGGUGUUAUUGAUAGAAUUACUCGUUGACCAUAACGUUAACGCUUGGAAUAACCACGUCAUAACAUUUUUGUAUAUUCUUUAGUACUCUGCCCACCAUUCCCGUUUUUUUAUCGCAUAUCUGUCCUUUAUUCUCGUUGUAUCAUAGAGGUUCUGGUCCCUAGAAAAUUGAAUUCCACUAUCAGGGUCGGCUUGAACUCCAUCAUAGACUGCGAUUUCGCUCGUCUAGAGCUGUUUCUUACAACUUCCUAUUUUCAGCUACGUUGUGCUCUCAAAUAAUUGCUUUUUAUUAAACUAAAGAAUUGGGCAACUCAUCUUGGUCAAUAGUUCUUAACACUUGCUCGAUUAACAGAGUAAGCAGAAUUAUUUUUUUUUUGCAUGUUAAAUCCGAUUAAUAUUGUACUACGCUACAAUAUAAAAGAUCUGUACUAUGUUUUUGAUUUGGGUGAAAUGAUUAAAGUUAUCACAUAACACGGUCUUGCAUUUGGCCCGUAAGGAGGUAUGCUGCGUGUAUCUUUUGCCCAAUGCUUAAUAUCAGCUCUUUUCUCAAAGCCAUGGUUCAGUUUACCAAUUAUUUACUACUAUACUUUUUAAUAUCUAUGAUGAGGGUGAGAAACGCUGUCCGAUUUAAAUUGUGCGAACAGUCAUUUGGUGUGCACAUGAAGCAUCAAAUUGAAGCUCCUGCGAAGGGUACAAAUAUUUUUCACAGAAGUAACUUUUGUGUUGUACUUACGUACAUAGAACUGAUAAUGGUUUGUUAGGGCAUGCACAUAAGCUGCGUAUUUCGGUUUACUUUAUUUUCUUAAUAGAGUGAAUUUUAUUUUGGCGUCACUUGAAAAUUUGCGAAGCCGUCAAUAACCGAGGUAUCGGCACGUCGCAGGGUGUAAAUAUACUGACUAUAUUUGCCAGUAUUUAAUUUUGAUUGAAACAACAGGUGAAGAAAAUGUGUGUUGUAUGUACGAAAUCUUUGUUUCCUUUUAUUGUUGUGAUUGUCGUUGAAUUGAUGUUAGUGAGUCGAACUCGGGUUCUUUCUUAAUAAGAAGCAUUGCUAUGUUUACGUGCAGGCUUCGACACGAAGCGACGGCUCUAAAAUCAAUACUGCGUGUAGUAUUGUAAGUGAGAUUAUUAAGAUAAUUCUACCAACUGCCAGAGAAAAGUGCAAUAAAUGUCAGGACAUUUGGAUCUAUGAUUAGAGUUUAAACUGCAACGUCGGUGAAAAAGAUUAGUAUUAGUUAGGCACGAGUACCGACUUAAGUGGAUUGAAUUACGAUUCUUGGCAAGUUCAUUUUAAGCUUAAAAUGUUAUCAACCUCCGAUUAUGAUAGGGACGUAACACAAACUUGCGAUUGCAUGCAAACAAGCGACCAUUGUUAGCAAAUAAUCAAUUUUUUAAUGUAUUAUCAUAGCUUAUAGGGGGUCGCUCUGCGGGUAUAGUUAUAAAACCUCGCUGUUAUCUUUCCUGUUGGGCAUUCUUUCGGCUUCUGCAACACAAACCAAAAUUCUUACGACGGCCUUGUGGCUUGUGACGCGUCAGUUUUUCUAUAGCUUUACAGACCUAUAGGUAUUAAUAACUACUUAAGAAAGAAUGAAUUUUGCGUUAUGUUCACUCAUUAAGCAGGCUGAGCGCUAUUGAAACCUGACAGUAUUUCUAUCAAACUCAGUACGGCGGCUAAGAAGUAUAGCAUCUCAGUGGGCUUCUUUCCUCAUCAAUUCAAGGGUGAAUUGUUGUUACUUGAAGCAUCGCAUCUCUUCAUGCAGUUAUUGUUGCUAUGUGCAAAGGUUCAGCACCUCACAGGCUACGAGGUCAAUUAGAUUUCCAACUGAUAUUAGUUUAUUUCUAUCCAAGUAUGGCCCUGUUCUGACAUAGCAUUUCGCAUUUUCUCUAUAUGUACAAAUGGAAUAAUGAAUUGCGAGAAUGAGAACAAUAAACUGCCGACUCCUCGCCUUUAUUUCUCGCUAUUUAUUCUGGGAACGUCCCAAAGUGAAUGGUUUUAGUUCAUGAUUAAUUAUGUAAGAAAUGUAGCCACUAUAUAUUCAUAAGCAAUUUUCUUCAUAAUUUUUUAUACGUAGUAGAGGCUUAGAUUUUUUAUUGCGCGUUGUUAGAUUUUCGAUAGACCAGCAUUGCUGUAUUUAGUCGAGCCUGAGACAUUCUGCGUUGGGCACUCAGGACGAUGACGGUUAUUGUAAUAAAUUGCUGAACGACUCGAC